Molecule: messenger RNA, 3259 nt
Organism: Naegleria gruberi
Lineage: Eukaryota; Heterolobosea; Eutetramitea; Acrasida; Naegleriidae
Exons: 4
Coding region: 1-3213 (1070 amino acids)
Cellular component (GO): cytoplasm
Source: RefSeq, a predicted model, not a curated record
AUGAUCAACCCACAAGACCUCCAAAACUUCAAACUGAACCGAGUUCAAAAACCUAUCGAGAAAAGUUCACUCUCCUUCAAACAAUCCCUUUCUUCAAGUUGGUUCUCUGAACAAAAAGCAAUUCUCGACAAUUAUCGUGAAAAUCAAAUCUUGGCACAAUUGGAUCAGUGGGUUCCUUUCAUUCCGAGAGAAAUUACCUAUGACACUGUGUUUAUUGAUAUUCAGAGGGAGUGUGCUUUAAAAUUGAUUAAAAUUCAUGAGGAAUUCUCUGCAAAAACUAAGCAAUUACAAUUGAUGAAAAUGUCAAAUGAUGAAAUUGAGAAAAAGGAAAGAGAAAUUGUUGAAUCUUUGAAAAUUGAAUUGAAAUUGGAUGAAAACAUUCAAAAAUUGAUGCAUGAAAUUGAUGAGUGUUCUUUGUGGAAGGAUGAGGAGAGAAGAGAACCUCUCUUUUUCAAGCUAUCAUCAAGAUCUCCAAAGGAUGUUACAAAAUUGAAUGGAAAAUAUGUAAUGGAAUUAUUCCAUAAAGAUUUGAAGGAACACUAUCCAUCUGAGGAAGCUCAACUCGAUAAUUCCAAUAGAGUUGUUUCUUUUACAAGGGCUGCAACUGAAUUCUUGAAAAUUUCAUCAUCAGAUGAAGUUUUAGAAUUAUUAUUAAGAUCCUCAAGAGUGAAUAUGGACCUAAUUGAAACAUAUGUUGAAUUUUGGAAUGAGAAGAGUCCACUCAAUAAGAUUGCAUUGAGAAGGUGGGAUACAACCAUUGAUAUUAGAUUGGAAUUUAGAACAUUUAUUGUAAAUGGAAAAUUGGCUGCAAUUAGUCAGUACAAUCAUUUCGUCCACGUGGAAGAAAUUGAACAAUACCAUAACCAGAUUCAACAAUUGAUUGAAAAGAGUGUAAAAUAUCUGAAGGAAAAUCUAGACAAGCACAUGAUUUUUAAACAUAUGGUUGCAGAUUUUGUAAUUUAUCCAAGAUUCUUCUCAGAUAUUGAGAAAACCAAUCAAUGGAAUGAAGAUUUGAUUCCAACUGGUGAUUAUAUCAAACUCAUUGAAUUAAAUCCCUACGAAGAGUCAACAGGAGCUUGUCUAUUUUCCUGGAAGACAGAUCAACAAAUCAUUCCAAUGCCUCCACCACAACAAAUUGAAGAAGAAUCAGUCAAUUUGAAUUCCGAUAAAAGCACCUCGGAUUCAACGACAGGGGUAAACUUCAGAUUUAUUACAAGGGAAUUUAAGGAAAAUUAUUUGGAGAAACAUUUGGACAAGCGAGGAACGAAAGAGAAAAAAUAUCAAAAUAUCAAACUUCUUUUCAACAUAACAAAAAACAACAACAUUGGGAUGUCUUUGUUAUUGAAUAGAUCUUCAUCAUCGAUCCGUGUGUCGGUCGUGUUGAUGAUGGUUAUUGUUGCUACCCUCUUAAAUUUUAUCAAUGCUCAACAAUUUUAUCCUUGCCCACUUUUUACUAAUAUUCAAGUUUCUUCAAAUACAACAACUUUGAAAGCUUCUACCUUUUCACCACGUGCUAGAGACGUCAUUAAUGCUAUCAAUCAAUACAAUACUAAAAACAAUCUCCUUGUUAGAACUACUGCUGAAUGUUCAGUUGUUAGUCUCCCAUUGAAUCCAGAUCAACCACAAGGAAGUGCCAUUGACGUUUUUGUUAAACGAGUGAGAUCCACUGAAAACAAGGAUGCCAAGAGAGCUCUAUGGAUGGUCGGUCCAAUUGAAUCCGAUGCAUCAAAUGUUGAAGUCUCUAUUGAACUCGUUUCUAAAUUGUUGGGUUCUGAUUUUGAUAUUUAUACUCUCGAUACUAGAGGUAAUGGAAGAAGUUCUAGACUCGGAUGUGAUGCUUCUCAAGCUGAAACUCCAGGAAGUUCUGGUGGUAUUUCAAUUUCAUCAAGUGAAUGGAAGAAUUGUUACAGUGCCUUCGAUGCUGAAUAUGGUGCUCAAAAGCAAUUCUAUUCAUCAGUCAAUGUUGCCUACGAUAUUGCUGCUUUGAUUCAAAAGAUGAAUACUCAACAAGAAACCUAUGUUUAUGGUCUUGGUUACGGAAGUCUUGUCGUUUCUCGUUUGUUGAAGCUUGUUGAACAAAAUGGAUUGAACAUUCUUAAGGGAUCAAUUUUGGAUAGUAUUAUUGACACAACUGGUCAAAAUAGCUAUGGUGGAUUGUUGGCCUUGUCUUAUGCUGAUGAAAUUACCAAUCAAGUUGGUAUUGAAUUCUUAAAGCUCUGUAAUGGUACUGAUAAUCUCUGUGCUCAAAAGAUUGGUAACGUUGAUCCAAUCAAAUACUUCCAUGAUACCAUUGAAAAGGUUUAUCACAAUAAUACCUGUAAGGCUAUUAAGGAAGGUAUUCCAGCUGAUCAAUUCAAGGCAAUUUUGGCCUUCUUGUUGCUCGGCUCAGAUACCAAAGUUUUCAUUCCAGCUCUCCUCUAUCGUAUGAAUAGAUGUGAUGAAGAUUUGGAUGUUGCAACCAUUCUCCACAUUAGAGAUUAUUAUGUUGCUCAAAAGGCUGCCUUCUCCAAUUUGACCUCCAUUCCAUUGGCCUCCCCUCUUGCUACUGCCAAUCUUAUUUUCGGCGAAUUGUACAAUUCCGAAAUUUCUCUUGAAGAAUUGAAGGUUCAAUACAAUAAUUUCACUAGCAUUGGUUUGGGAGAUUCUGUUUAUUGGGCUAAUCUCAAGGAAAUUACCUCAUGGACCCCAUACACUGUUAAUGCUAACUUUUACAAUAAGACCAUUACUACCACUGUUCCAACUCUCUUGAUUAAUGGUGAAUUCGAUGCUGAAACACCAUUGUGGUCAGCCCAAAACCAACUCAAGGCUAUUCAAGGUCCACGUGCUUUGAUUACUGUUCCAAAGACUGGUCACAUGACUUUCUUUGAUGGUUCAGCUUCCAAUCAAACCAUUCCAUGUGGUAUGCAAAUUUUGAUCAACUUUUUAAAGAUGGCCAAUCCAGAUGUUGCUACUGUUGAUGCUACUUGUACUGAAAAAUUGCAAGUUAACUUUUCUGGUAACGGUGUUGUCAAUGAACUUGUCAUGGGUGUUUCUGAUAUCUAUGAAGAUGCUUAUGAAGCUCCAGAAGUUGAAAAGGUUGUCAGUUUGUACUUGUUCAUUGGUGUUGAAGCUGCCACUGUUGUCGUUUCCAUCAUUUUAAUCUGUUGUCUUGUCUAUUACAUUGUUCAAUUGAAGGAUAAGCAAAAGGCUCAAUAUGAAGAUUUGGAUCAAUAAUCAUCACUAAAUUAUUAAGUAAUAAAAUUUUAAAAAAAUUAAAUUG